Anolis carolinensis (green anole) is the source of this 2579-nucleotide messenger RNA. RefSeq names its product inositol 1,4,5-triphosphate receptor associated 2. The record is from RefSeq and is a predicted model, not a curated record. Lineage: Eukaryota; Metazoa; Chordata; Lepidosauria; Squamata; Anolidae. The coding region runs from base 126 to 1616 and encodes 496 amino acids. The transcript has 15 exons. Gene Ontology annotation, cellular component: endoplasmic reticulum membrane.
GGAUUAGCAGGUACUUACUUAACAGCUAGCUGCCUGGAAGACUGCAGGGCCCAAUUGCCAGUGCAGUGGAAAUGUGAUAGAUGCAAACCUUACUGUGGGUUUGUGACUCAUAGUUUUUUGGGGAAAUGCCUUUACAGGGAGCCUCUCUGUGUCCAGUUUACCAGGGAGGAGAAGGUUGUGGCAAGAACUCUGCAGCAUUGGCUGCCAGCCUCCUGGGCCGGCUUGGAGAUGGUGUGGUGCCGCAGAGGAAAGAAAGGCUGAUGCAGCAGCCAGUGGAUCUGGAUGGGCUUGUGCUGUCUCUGGGCAGAGGAGUAAUGGCCAGUUCAGAAGACAACUUAGAAAGGACGGGUGAGGAGAAAAGUGAAAAUUCUGAGAGCACAAGAAAGCCUUCUGCUAGGAGUCCCCAAGAACAAGCAAAGAGGACCAGGCCUGGCAGCAGAGAACUUGGCGUACACUUUGAAGACAGUGGUGAGAGCGAUGAAGAUACAGAUCACUCGGAGGACUCGUUGAGUUCUGCGCUAAUGGAGCUUUCUGUCCUGCAAAGGCUGGGCCUACAUAGGAUUGCUUUGACUGAGCAGGAUGUGGAGGCAGCUUUUGCACACUUGGCUUUGGCCUUCCGGUGUGACAUGUUUACGUUGAAACGGCGGGUGCAGGUUGAAGAGCGGGCAAGAAACACAGCCGAGGAGAAUAUUCAGAUGGAGUUGACAGACUGCCAGACAAUGUUGCAGAAGCUGGACCAGGCCUGCACAGACAGCAGGUGCAAGGAAAUGGUAGAACACCUGAAGAGCAGUCUAACAGUCCUGGCAGGUGCAAUCGAGAGGGCAACCGUUGCAGCAGAGAAAUUAGGAGCUGUCCACCAGGAGGCCCGCAUGAGCAGAGCAACGGAGGUGAUGGUGCAGCAUGUAGAGAACCUGAAAAGGCACCACCUGAGGGAGCACACGGAGCUGGAGGAGAUGAAGAGGCUGAUCCAGCAGAACUCCCGCAACCGACAGCUGGCAGAAAACAGGGAUGAUGGUGAGCAGAGACCAAAGCAUCCCUCAAUGCGAAUGUUUCAGCAGGGAUCAGCUCGUCGUCGUGUCAGCAUUGCAGUUAUUCCCCGGCAAUUAAUGCAGUUUCACGGCUCUGAAAAUGGGAAAGGAGCUGAGGGAGAAUCAGUUAAGCCCAAAGCAGUGGAGGAGGAAAUCCCAAGAAGACAAUCCCACUGUCUCCAGGAAGACUCCACCAAUAAUUAUUUUGCUCUCCAUACCACAAAAUGUCCCAGCAUAUCACAUCAGAACCUUCAGGGACCCAAAAAUAUUGCAUGUGAUAAAGGCAGAAGCCACUGCAUAGCAGGGAGGGGAUCUGAAUUUAGAAGCAGAAUCAACAUCAGCCAAACUGUACCAGAAGAGCCCCAUGAAGAAUUGGGUGGUGAGGAGGUCAAUGAAGAGUGUGAGGACCUGGACACUGACACUUUCCUGUCAAAAGGAUCUAAAAUGGAGCUUUGCAGAGCCUGGUUCUCAAUGCCCACCUACUACUGGGUUUUGUUGUGGCUGUUUUUCCUGGGGAUUGCUUGCCUCGUUUUGAUCCGGAUCCUGGAGUUGCAGAAACAAUACCCAUUUACAACCUCAGACUCCUAGGCACAGGAGAAGCAGAUGAACUGUUCCAGAACCACAAGAUAGUUUAUAUAUGAACAAUAAGAAUAAGUAAAAAGGUGUUCUCAAGCAUGUGUGAAACCAAGAUAGUAUGGGCUAGGAUGUGAUGCUGAUGGUUAAUUGUUAUGAAAAGAGCAGGAGAAAUCUAUAGAUAGCUCAACACAUCCUCUGAACCCAAGAGGGUAUAAACUGCCAUUCUAUUGAUGGUUUCAGUGUAAGUCCAGUUAGGACAUUUGCUGAGAGAUGUCUAAUUGGGAUAAUGCUUGCAGUUCUGCAGAAUAGUAACACCAAGAUAUUUCCAGUGCAUUGGAAGGUUAGCAAUUUGUGCGGACUGUAGCUCCCAGAGUCCCCAAACACAUAAACCCACCGGGGAUUUUGGGGGUUGUGUUCUCAAAAUAACUUCCAAGUUCUGGAUAUUAUUCCAAUGUUUUGAAGUUAAAUACGGCGGGUCCUUGGUCUCUGCUGAGGCAUGGUUCUAGAUCCCUUGAUUUAUACCACAAUCCAUGGAUGCUCCAGCCCCAUUAUAUGCAAUGGCAGAGUCAAAUUGUGUCCUUUAUAUAAAAUGGCAAAAUCAAAUUUUGCUUUUUGGAAUUUGUAAAAAUAUUUUGAAGCCAUGGAUGGUGGAAUCCAUGGAUAUCGAAUCCAUAAAUACAGAGGGCUGACUGUAUUCUUUCAGGUUUCUCUAAAAGAGCAGCAAUUCCAUUUCCAUAUUGGUGAAUUUAGCACAUUCAAGGCUUUCUCUGCAAUGCAGUCUUAGGCUUCUCUACUCAGAAUUCCUCUCUAUCUGGUCGCGCAUUUCAACUACUACUCAGUUUGCAAGUGAAUCCCAUCUUUGUAAAGUUAUUAGUGGUUACAAUGUCCUUUGUCAAAAAGGCUGUUCUCAGGUUUUACCAAUGUUAAUGUUAUUUGUAUUGCAACAGCAUGGUUGAAAUAUAUGAUUGUACACAU